Anguilla rostrata (American eel) is the source of this 2557-nucleotide messenger RNA. RefSeq lists its product as uncharacterized. Gene Ontology annotation, molecular function: flavin adenine dinucleotide binding; N,N-dimethylaniline monooxygenase activity; NADP binding. The record is from RefSeq and is a predicted model, not a curated record. Bases 495 to 1865 code for a protein of 456 amino acids. Lineage: Eukaryota; Metazoa; Chordata; Actinopteri; Anguilliformes; Anguillidae. The transcript has 8 exons.
UUCUUAAUCACCUGACCAAUUGCAUAGAACCUUUAAAUGAGUGUUUUGGUCAUCAUUGUCCGCAGUCUUAAAUUAUUAUUUUGUCAGGACGUGUUUAGUGAACAGUAUCUGAUCAAGUUAGCGAGAUAUUUUUUCGUAUAUAAUGUAUGGUACUUUUCCGUCGCUCUCACCAUUGGCCCGUUUAAAGAUGAUCAUGCCCUGAUCCUUCUGAAAGACCAAACGAGCCGAUAAAUCCCUCUCAAUUUAACACUGCUUGGGGGCAUAGUGCAUUUUCACUGGCACCGUUGUUCGUUCAAAAACAUUUGUCGGCGAGCGAAUGCAGCCUGUAACACUGAGUCAGACUCGUUACUCCAGCGCUGAGGUUGAGCGUGUCCGCGUCACAAAGUCCAGGUAAUAGCUAAUUUAUACAAAGACAAAGUUCACUUUCCGGUUGUCAGAGUUGUGUAAAAACACCGGGGUUUCGACGAAAGAAGAACCCCGUAGCGGAAGCGAGGAUGUCGGGGCAGCUGCGCGUGGCGGUCGUGGGUGCCGGGGGGGCGGGGCUUUGCGCCGCUCGCCACAUCCUGUCCCGCCAGGGCGUUUUCCGGCCCCCGGUAGUGUACGAGCUCUCCAGUGCGGUGGGCGGGACCUGGGUGUACGAGGAGUGCACAGGCUGCCAUGACAACGGACUGCCCAUUCAUAGCAGCAUGUACCGGGACCUCAGGACCAACCUGCCCAAGGAGGUCAUGAUGUUCCCAGAUUUCCCCUUUGACCCCCAGCUGCCCUCCUUUCUGCCCCAUCAGGAAGUGCUGCGAUACCUGGAGAGAUACAGUCAGCACUACGGUAUCACCCCUCACAUCCGGUUUGAAACAGUGGUGGAGGAAGUGAAGCCAGUCACCAUGGAGACGGGGGAGGGAAAGCUGACGUGGGAGGUGACAUCAUCAGGUGGGCAGUGUGGACGAAGGACAGAGACGUUCGACGCCGUGUUCGUAUGCAACGGUCAUUACUCUGACCCCCACCUGCCCUCCAUCCCAGGACUGGAACACUUUAAAGGCACCCUGUUACACAGCCACUCCUAUCGCUACCCAGACCCUUUCGCUGGCCAAUCAGUGGUGGUGCUGGGGGCGGGACCGUCAGGAUUGGACAUCUCCUUUGAACUAGCGAGCGUCAACGCCCAGGUCACUCUGAGUCACGGCAGACCCCCCCUGCAGUUCCCCCUGCCCCCCCAGAUCCAGCAGGCCCCCCCGGUGUGCAGGGUGCUGAAGGACGGGGCAGUGCAGUUUCAGGACGGGGAAGUGGCCCACCCCCAAGUGCUCCUGCUCUGUACAGGCUACAGGUUCAGCUACCCCUUCCUGGACCCGACGCAGCUGGGCCUGCAGGUGCAGACUCACCUGGUCUCCCCGCUCUACAAGCACCUGCUGCCGCCUGCCUGCCCCUCCCUCUUCAUCGUAGGCGUGUGCAAGAUCAUCUGCCCCUUCCCCCACUUCCAUUCGCAGGUGCAGUUUGCUCUGGCGGUACUAGAGGGCACCGUUUCCCUGCCCUCGAAGGCAGAGAUGGAGGAGGAGGUCCAGAGAGAGAUGGAGAGGAAGCUGGCGGAGGGGGUGAAGCCCCAGCACCUGCUCAAUUUGGAGUGGAGCCAGUGGGAGUACUACCAGGCCCUGGCAGGCAUGGGGGGGUUCAGCCCCCCUCCCCCCGUCACUCAGAGUCUGUAUGAGGAAGUGCGGCAACAGAGGCAGAGACACCCGCAAAAAUACAGGCAGCUGAACUAUCGACUCAUCAGUGACACGCAGUGGGAAGAGGUGGAACUGCAGCCUAACAGGCCGGAGGACUGGGACAGAGUGACUGAGACACAGGAGAAGGAGAGGUUGGAGAGAAAUGUGGAUUAAAACCCUGGAGCAGAUAAGGGACACUGAAUGCAACAAGCGCGAAUCCACAAUAGCUGCGACCGCACACACGCAUACAUCCAUGUGUGUGUGCAUCCACGCACACACCCUCACAAACACCUGACCUCUUCUUUGGCUCAUGGCCAUUUUGUUUCACAGCAGCUGAACGUAACAGUUCUAGUGAACAGGCUCAAUUAGUGAUUUCAACACAGAAACUGAGUAGGUGGCACGACUGAGGUUAGUUCAACACUCCUGUGAGAAAAGCCAUGAUAAUGUGCUUUUAGAGAGCUCAGCAUAACACCUGAUGGAUGUUCAAAACCUUUUGAAAACAUUCAGUCAUUGUUUUCAAAGGUACAGAGAUCAUAGUGGAAAUGUAUUCCUACCUAACAUUAAAGCAAGUAUUGUGUUUAAACAUAAAAUAUGAAAAGGAUAAUGAAACAAAUUGUUAGAUAAUUAAAGCUUUGAAAAUCAUAGUGUUUUUCAAAAUGCCAACGCAAAAGACGUUUCAGAAGAAAAUGCGAGAGAGGUUUAUUUAAAAAAUAGGAUCAGGUAGACAUAGUCCAAACAAUAAUAAAAUUAAUUGCAAUUAAAUGUCUUGUUUGAUUAUUUGAAUUUUAUCCAUGAUGUAUGAUUUAAAAAGUAACUGCUUCCAAGUGACGAUCUCGUGUCAUUUUGCAUUUCUCUGUAGUUUAAAA